GUUCUGGGCUCCUGCAUUCAUCGUCUGCGCAAUGCCCACGGCCAACAACAUGAGCACCAUGGCCGACCUCAUUGGCAGUGGGCGCAGCAUCGCCGCGGCCACUACAGCGAUGCAGCUGAUGGCCGCCCCAGUCAUCCUCGUCGCCUCACUGAGCACGUUACUAUCUCUGGAGGAACAUCUUGGCAACUGA
Molecule: messenger RNA, 190 nt
Organism: Symbiodinium necroappetens
Lineage: Eukaryota; Dinophyceae; Suessiales; Symbiodiniaceae
Source: the annotation of a GenBank genome assembly